Messenger RNA from Thunnus maccoyii (southern bluefin tuna), 8095 nucleotides. RefSeq names its product fibronectin type III domain containing 3Ba (gene fndc3ba). The transcript is spliced from 27 exons. Gene Ontology annotation, molecular function: protein binding. Lineage: Eukaryota; Metazoa; Chordata; Actinopteri; Scombriformes; Scombridae. Bases 455 to 4093 code for a protein of 1212 amino acids. The record is from RefSeq and is a predicted model, not a curated record.
UAGCCGUCUUUAACCAUACUCAUUCAGUCCGUAAAGAAUGGGAAUGGAGGACGAUGGAGUCGAUGUUGAAAAAGUUUUAUAAGUGCGUGUCUGUGCCUGUAUGUGUGUGUGUGUGUGUGUGUGAGUGUGUGUGAGAGAGAGAGAGUUUGGAGAGCUGAGCGCUGACGCCGGCGGUCUGGGCCACUUGGCCGGCGCAAAGGAAAAAGGAAAACUGCUUGACUGCUGCGGAGGGGGUGAAUUGAAACUUUUGGGCAUUUUCCUCGUGUAUUUUUUGAAACAACAAGGAAAAAGCAAAACAGCGGCGAUUGUCACGGUAGCUCUCUCCACAGUCAGUGAACGCGUCGGGGCUGAGCCUGCUCUUUGUGGUCCCGAUUUCUCAGCUUUCGCGAAAGAAUGUGUUUUUGUCUCCGAGGACUUCAGAUGGAGUAGGGCAGUUCAGUGAAUUUCUCCAUGAAUGUACGUCACAAUGAUGAUGACAGACCAGAUUCCACUGGACUUGGCUCCGCCCCCCCUCCUGAACGGAGAGGUCCCGCUCAUGCCUCACAUGGUUAACGGUGACGCAGCACAGCAGGUGAUCCUGGUGCAGGUGAACCCGGGGGAGACGUUUACCAUCCGGGCAGAGGACGGCUCACUGCAGUGCAUCCAGGGUCCUGCUGAGGUUCCCAUGAUGUCCCCAAAUGGGUCAAUUCCCCCUAUCCAUGUACCCCCAGGAUACAUCUCACAGGUGCUGGAGGAUACCACAGGGGUCCGCAGGGUGGUGGUGACCCCUCAGUCUCCAGAGUGCUACCCUCCCUCCUACUCUCCAGCCCUCUCCCCCACACACCACCUGCCCCCCUACCUGGCUCACCCUCACUUCAUCCCAAACUCUCACUCUUUCUACCCCCCUGUUAGCCCCGGGGAGCUACCCCACCACCAGUACUACCAGCACCACCUUCCCCCCAUGUAUGGCGAUCCAGAAAUCAUCCCAGUUUAUGGGAUGUCUAACUACAUAGGCAGAGAGGACACGUACAGUAAGCCACAGCCCAAAAAGAUAAAGGAACAGAGACAACUAGAGCGACAGAAUCGGCUUAAUUCCCCUCCCUCCACGCUGUAUAAGGGCAGCCUGGGGCCAGCACACAACGGAUACAGCAACAAGUCACAUGCCCCAUCGCUUGGGUCAGUGGGGUCGGGGGGCGGAGUCAGCAGUCCAGGAGGAAAGAAACCAGAGAGACGACUCCGCAGCAGUCCACGAAACAGUGAACCAGAGACACACACACAAGAUCAUGAUUCAGAGGGGAAGCGUGUUCAAGACAUGCUGUCUACAAUCGACAAACCACAGGUGUCCAAUGUGCAAGCGCGGGCUGCACGAUUGUCCUGGGCCCCCCCGGCAGGGCUGGUGAACAGGCAUAGUAACGGGAUGCCUGUGUCCUGCUCCUACGAGGUGUCUCUUUCAGAUAAGGGACGCGACGGAAAGUACCGCCUUAUAUACAGUGGCGAAGAAUUGGAGUAUCAUCUGAAAGACCUAAGGCCAGCAACAGACUACCACGUACGGGUGUCUGCAAUGUACAACUCGGUUCGAGGCUCGUGUUCAGAGACCGGCUCGUUCACCACACACUGCAGCGUCCCUGAUGUCCCAUUACCCCCGAAAUUCUCCCACCGCACCAAGAGCACCCUCACCCUACAGUGGAAGCCCCCAGGCGACAACGGAUCCAAAAUCACAAACUACCUGCUCGAGUGGGAUGAGGGAAAGAAGAACAGUGUUUUCAGAGAAUGUUACUUUGGGAGCCAGAGACACUGUAAGCUGACACGACUGUUCCCCGCCUGUGGCUACACCUUCAGAGUGGCUGCACACAACGACAUAGGCACAAGUGGCUUCAGCACAGAGGUGGUGAUUUGCACCAUGGGCACCCUACCUGCUCUGCCUCUUGCACCACGGCUGGUCAGGGCGGGGGUGUCCUGGGUGACCCUGGAGUGGGGACGUCCUGAGGGCAGUCCAAGUGAGGAGCAGCUCAAAUACACACUUGAGAUCCAGGAAGACAACAGCGGAACCGACUUUCAUCCAAAGUACACUGGAGAAAACUUGACCUGUACUGUACAAGGCCUGAAGAGGAGUACACAGUAUAAAUUCAGGCUGAUAGCAUCGAACAUGGAGGGAAAGAGCAGUCCCAGUGAAGUGUUGGUGUGCACCACCAAUCCAGACAAACCAGGCCCUCCAUCUACACCUUGUGUCACCGCAUCAACGCCCUACGGAUUUACUGUCACAUGGGAUCCUCCCCAGGAUAACGGGGGCUCAGAGGCUCUUACAUAUCUGCUAGAGAUCUCAGAGGGAUGCUCUGAAGCGAGCCAGUGGGAGGUAGCAUACAGUGGUCCAGCAACAGAAUGUGUGUGUGAGCGCCUGACACCUGGGACCAUCUACCGUCUACGUGUGUGUAGCAUCACCACCGGAGGACACAGCCAGUGCACUGUUAGUGUUCCGGUCCGUACAUUAAGCGUCCCACCAGGGCCCUGCCAGCCACCAAGGAUUGUGGGCAAGGCCAAACACAAGGAAGUGCAGUUAGAAUGGGACUCCCCUGUCUCUGAGGGAGUGUGUGAGGAGUGUGUGUUCAGUCUUGAGAUGAGUGAGGGGGACACCAAGCCAGCAGAGGUGUACCAUGGUUCGGAGCUGCAAUGCACUGUCGGCAGUCUGCUACCUGGUGCCACAUACAGCUUCCGACUGCGGGCUGCGAACGAGGCUGGGUUCGGAGUGUACUCAGAGCCAACAGAGGUUACGACUGCAGCGGGUCCUCCUGGCCAGUGUGGGGCACCACUCAUAACUCUUACCAAUAACACCUGCGUAACGCUUAACUGGGAGAGUCCCGAGGGUUCGGGUACAGACAUUUCUGAGUAUCGUUUGGAGUGGGCGAGAGAAGACGAACCUAUGGAGCUCAUCUACUGCGGAUCUGCUACACAGUGUGAACUGUCAGACCUGACGCCUGCCACAGAUUACUGCUGCAGGCUACAGGCGGUGAAUCAGGCAGGUGCUGGUCCUUACAGCGAGCAAGUGAGUUUCCGAACCCCAGCGACGAAUCCCGACCCGGUCUCUUCUCUCAACCUCCUGGACCUCCCGGUCUCCUCAGAGUCAGGUCACUCUCCGUCUACCUGCCUCUUCCUGAAGUGGGAUGAGCCAAACAGCAAUGGGGCGGAGAUCACCUGUUACAUCAUCACCCUGGAUGACCAGACCAUCACUGUGGAAUCAGGGACAAGUCACCUUGUCUCCGGCCUGCAGCCAGACAGCGAAUACAGUGUACAGAUCCAGGCAGUUAAUGCCAUUGGCUCCAGCCCCUCGAGUCCACCUCUGCUGGUGAGGACACGCCCCCUCCCUCCGGCCCCGCCCCCUCUCGAAUGUUCGGCGGCCGGCCCUCAAAGCCUGAAACUGAAGUGGGGUGAAAAUGCCAGCAACACACACACGCGUGCCCUGCUCGCCGACGACAUGGUCUACACACUACAGAUGGAGGACAAAAACCACAGGUUUGUGACGAUCUACCGCGGUCCCAGCCACACCUACAAAGUGCAGCGAUUGACUGAGUCCAGCAGCUACAGUUUCAGAAUACAGGCCAUCAGUGAUGCUGGGGAGGGUCCAUUCUCUGACACACACACCUUCUGCACCACCAAGUCUGUACCCCCUGCCCUCAAAGCUCCCAGAGUGCACCAGCUGGAGGGAAAUAUGUGUGAGAUCACAUGGGAGACAAUCCCACCAAUGAGAGGGGAUCCUGUGAGCUACGUGCUACAGGUACUGGUGGGACGCGAGUCAGAGUACAAACAGGUUUUUAAGGGAGAGGAGGGUGUGUUCCAAAUCUCUGGUCUCCAGGGCAACACAGAUUAUCGUUUCCGUGUGGGCGCCUGCCGCCGUUGCCAGGAUACGUGCCAGGAACUGUGCGGACCACUGAGCCCCUCCUCCUUGUUCACGCUGCGUCGCCAGGAGACGGCAUCGUCAGGAGAGCUGUGCGCCGUGGAAACGGGCAAAGGGGCGGGCCUGAUCUCCAGCGACGAGCGAUUUGCGGCGCUGAUUGUGUGCGUGUUCGCGGGCUUCUCCAUCCUCAUCGCCUGCUUGUUACAGUACUUCUUCAUGAAGUGAGGGAAUUUUAACUAUAGGAUAGAAAGAGAAAGCAAAAUCACAGAGAAACUAUUAAAAAACGUCUAUGAAAGAACCGAAUGAAAUCAAAACAAACACUUGAGAUAUACUUCUAAGGCUAUGUAUGUUUUUUUUUUGUUUUGUUUUUUUUUUUAAUCAAAGUAUCGAAUCAGGCUUUCCUUGCCUUGUUCCUGUUGUCUUCUGCCUUCACUCAGUUUGGUCUCAUUUCUCUCUAUGUCUCUGUUGUCUUUGUAUCAUUGUCUGUCUCAUUUGUUAAGGAUUUCUGUCGAGGGAAGCCUUGUCUUAGCUGUACCUCGGUUGGGAAAGAAAACUGAUAAUCAAGCCUUAAAAUAGCUGUGAGCAAAGCAGUUGCUCCUCAGACUGACUUGCAUGUUUUUAUUUUGUAUCUUUUUAAAACAUAUACAAUUAGAGAAAGUGUAUAUUUCUUGACGGUCAUUGACUUACUUUUUUGUUUUGUUUUGUUUUUCAAUGUUUAAUUUGCAUUUUUUGCUGCAGUCUUUAUUCAUUCAGCCAUAUUCCAAUGUAGGCCUUCAAAGCUUUAGCCGUUCAUACUGUUAUUAUUCAAUUUGUUUCUACUCUACAGGCUGUCAGUCAAUUCAUACAAUCUGCACCUGCUCUCACACACAAACACAGACUGACAAAGACACGAUGCACACACACACACACACACACACACACACACACUUACAUAUGUAUGCACACACGUACAAUUACACUCAUGCAAUGACAAUGAGAAACAAACAUUUCCUCCUAAGAAGUCAAUCACAUAUCUGCUCAGCUUUUAACAUUCAAUCACUCACUCAUUCAGCUACCAAAGUGAUGCAAUCCAUGUGUGGUGUAAGAUGCUGCUAUCCUGUGAUUUUAUUAUAACUAAGAAAGAAUGGAAAACCAGUAAUCUAAUAUAUAUAUACACACAAUAAAUAUAUAUAUAUAUAUUAUAACAAAUAUCUAUGAUGCUAUAGAAGUGAUGUAAUAUAAGUGAUGGCAAUGUAAGGUCUGAAGUACGGUGUGAAAGGGGAGGAGUUGACUCUAGGUGCUCACAAACAACAGCUCUGAGGUCAGUUCAGCAGCUUGUGCUUACCGUUGAAGGAGCCCUUACGCGCUGGCCUCGAUUUAGAAUAUGAACCAUUUGCAGGUAUUUGAAUGUUAACUGUAUGGGGCAUAAACUGGCUUUAGGAAGCAGGGCUUGGACCGUGAUUGGCUGCGACUUGCCAGGAAAAGGCUGGCCUGAGCAUUUGACUGGCUCUCACUUCCAUAUUCUACCAUCUCAAGUACUAUUGCUCCAGCCUAUUUAUCUUUAGCUUUAGUAGCUAUAUGCCCGUAGCAUCACAGACCCAGAGGUGCUAACAGCCUGCCAGCUAGCCGCCCUUCUCAGAGCUGUGUGUGUGUGUCUGUGUGUGUUAACCAGGAAAGCCAUUAGGAGUUAGCUUGAGCUUUACCCCUCUACAAUUUAGCCAGCCACCAGCCAGAGCAUUGCUGAAGCUGUAGUUUCUCCUUCCAGCUAGUCUGUGAAUCGAUACAUCUGAAGACUCUUCUCUUCUUAUCUCCUCUCCUGCCCAUAAUUAUAUGUAAUUACCUUUUGCUCUGGCUGCUCCUCUCUUGCUUUCAAUCCAUCCCAUCUCUCUGCCCAUGCACUACUCUCUCUCUCCCUCCCUCUUUUCUCUCUCUCUCUAUUAAAAGGUGCUUUAUUGACAUGUAAUCAGAGCAGUAGCAAGUCUGUGGUCUCUCCUCAGACAGACAUGUUCUCUGGGGACUUGAACUAAUGUUCACUAAACAAACAAGCCUUUGACAGAACACAACUCAACGGAACAGGGCAUUCUGACACGCAUUACACCCCCUGACCUUCCCCCCCUGACUCCCGAAACCCUUUACCCCAACCCGAAAACAAAGCCAAGGUACAGCCCAAUACAUACCCUGAUGAUCCAAAGAAGUCACCCUAAACCCGCAUGAUUAACGAGUGACAUGUCCACUUUUGUCGGGUGGGGUGUGGGGAAGUAGGGAUUGGGCGGGAAAACGGGGUUAAGGAGCGGCGGGGGCAGUAGUUUAGCCCCACCGCUCAGCUCUGAUUGGCAGCCUGUAACGUACCUCAGGGAUAAGGCCUUACAGAGGGGAGAUCUAAUCCUGUCAUCCCCAUCGCUGUCAUCACAGUCAUUAUAUUAGCCUCUCUUCCUUUUUCUCCCUGUCUUCCUCCCUUCUCUUCUUCUUUUGUUUUUUGAUGCUGUAUCUUGUCCUCUGUCUAUGCUGUGCCUUGCUCCUGUAUGUGUCAGUAAGCAAAGUGGUUUACUAGCUCAAAAUACCUUUGCCAAAGUCGAUGGGAAAGUUAAGGUAGAGUUCUUUUGUAGGUUUUAUUUAUACUAUAUAUUUGCAUACAGUACUUUACAUGCCAAUUACAGUGCAAUCUUCAUUUAUUUAUUGUUUAAAGAUUAAGAGACAAGUGUAGUUAUAUACUAAUUUUUUUUCCUUGUAGCAUGUUUUUUUUUUCUUUUUAAUUUUUUUUUUUAAUGGAUGUAUGUUAGAUUGUAUGAUUAAGGCCAGCAUUCCUUAUCUCAGUAACCCUUUAAGUAUUUCUCUUACAGCUGUUGGGAACCUGUAGCUCAUCAGUCCAUGCCUUGCAGUUAUCAUGCCGUUUCAAACAUGUAACCAAAUGCCUAUGUAUUGUUUUUUUGUUUUGUUUUUUUUCAUCUCCUGUCUCAGCCAUGCACAGCCGAGCAGUUCUUGUAAUGCUUAGAGAGACAUGUAGCAAAGCCAGGCCUUAGGGUCAGUUCAAGUCAUCUGUAUUGGGAUAAACGUCGCUGCCUUUGGCUUUUUUUUUUCAGAUUAGUGUUAUAAUGAAGCUUCUGAUAUCUUUUUACUGUUUUAUUGCCAAAGUGCAGGCUUCUCGUGUCCACUAGUUGUUGCGUUUCCAGUUGUCUAAAGGGUUCUGUGAUGUUCUUCUGUAACGACACAGCAUUACGAUUAUUAUUAUUGUUAUUAUUAUUCUCUGAAAAGGAAAAAAAAAACAUUAACUUGAUCUGUGAUUAUGCUUCUUUUCAUAUUAUCUUUUAUUAUUUUUGUUUUGUUUUGUAAAGCAAAAUGUGCCAUUUUGAAAUGUGUAGCCCCUUUCGGAGGAGAGUUUUUAACACAACCUGAUUUCACACUGAAAAAAAGGCAAAACAAUCAUACAAUGAUUUCAGGCAGAUGAUAAUAAUAAUAUUGUCGAUUCCUUGUUCAGGCUAGUGCUGGUAUAGCAGUAGUGAGUAUUUUGUAUCCAGUAUUUUGCUAAGAGAUGAUAUACAGAGAUAUCUAUAGAGCUAUAGAAUGAGAUGGUAAAUACAUUAUGACUAACAGAGUUGAAGCACUUUUUUUAUGCCGAGCAUUAGUCUUGAUGAGGUUAAUAUGAGUGAGAGGAGACAUGCAGUCCUUCGUUCUGUUCCAAACACUACUGCCAACGCCGUCUGUUACAUUCAUUGGCAUUAUUCUGUCGUUGGCGUCACUGUGACAUUGGCAUUACUGGAGCAUGGUUCUGUGCUUCUCAAACGGCACCCUGCUCCCUGCAGAAUGCAAACUACAACAAACAAAGGAAGUACAGUUCAUAGGGAGCACGGUGCCUUUCUCAGACGUGCUCAUGGUGUGUCUACCUAGCCUGUUGCAAUGUAGUCGACAGGUUACGCGUGAGGUGUCCUGUCCUUAAACCCCUGAUGUUAUGUUGCCCACCCACAGCCCCCCCUUAUUCCCCUUUUCAAGCCUUAACAACCCAAUGGGAGAGCAGGUCUGGCCAAGGUCAGACCAGUCAUGUUAGUGUCGAAUAGUCCGAGGUUAACACAGUGUUAACCAAAAGGCUGUGUGUUUGUGGGAAGGGUACUCCCUUUAUGUGCUUUGUUGUUUUUGGGUUUUUUUUGUUUGUUUUUUUUAAAUGCUGGUGAUUUUAUAGACCUCCCCUCCCUACCUACCCCCACCCUACCUACCCACCCUGCAGGUCCUGCACAUUUGGCGGGUAUGUUAAGA